Messenger RNA from Rhincodon typus (whale shark), 1045 nucleotides. Its product is annotated as chloride channel protein 2. Gene Ontology annotation, biological process: transmembrane transport; chloride transport. Bases 260 to 1045 code for a protein of 261 amino acids. The transcript has 8 exons. Gene Ontology annotation, cellular component: membrane. NCBI's taxonomy places the organism in Eukaryota, Metazoa, Chordata, Chondrichthyes, Orectolobiformes, Rhincodontidae. The record is from RefSeq and is a predicted model, not a curated record. Gene Ontology annotation, molecular function: voltage-gated chloride channel activity.
AGGCUAGGGGUGAGGUAGGCUCAUUCCGGAUCGCUCACAGUCACACUGGUGGUGGCGGCAGCAGCCCCUUGCGGCGGCCUGUUGUGAAGGGAGCUGACUGUGAAGGAGGAGCUAUGGCCCGGGGCUGACUGCCCUCUCAUACCGGGCUGUGUUGGGGGGACUGACAAGGCAGCGUUUCCCCUCUCCCUCCCCGGCAAGUGGUGCGCUCCACAGGGCUGCUGAAAUUGACGGAGUGUGAGUUUCCCUGGCAGAUUCAGACAUGGCUGGAGUCGAGGCAAACAGGGGGGCGCUCCAAUACGAGCAAACUUUGAUGUAUGGUAGAUAUACCCAAGACUUGGGUGUAUUUGCCAAAGAAGAAGCAGCUCGUUUGCGCCAAGAAAAGGACCAUGCAAGAAUAUUUUCGAGAGAUCAUGUCAAGCGUGCUGAGCUGAUAGAGUAUGAUCGGAGCCGUUGUUCUAAAUGUAGAAUAUGUAGUGUGCGAUGUCAAACAUUCCUUAUCUCAAAAGUGGGAGAAGACUGGAUCUUCCUGAUACUGCUUGGAUUAUUGAUGGCAUUAGUCAGUUGGGCCAUGGAUUUUGCUAUCGCUAUGUGCCUCCAAGCUCAGAAAUGGAUGUAUGGUGGCCUAGAGCACAAUGUUUUUCUGCAGUACUUGGCCUGGGUCACAUACCCUGUUGUUCUUAUAACAUUCUCAGCAGGAUUUGUCCAGAUCAUUGCUCCUCAGGCUGUAGGAUCUGGGAUACCUGAGAUGAAGACAAUCCUUCGUGGAGUGGUGCUAAAAGAAUAUCUCACUUUAAAAACUUUUGUAGCCAAAGUGAUAGGCUUAACGUGUGCAUUAGGAAGUGGGAUGCCUUUAGGUAAAGAGGGACCUUUUGUUCACAUUGCAAGUAUGUGUGCUGCAUUGCUGAGUAAAUUCAUGUCACUAUUUGGUGGGAUUUAUGAGAAUGAAUCUAGAAACAUUGAGAUGCUGGCAGCUGCUUGUGCUGUCGGAGUUGGCUGUUGCUUUGCUGCACCAAUAGGAGAUUUUCUACCUCUCUUGACAGCUUAG